This is a messenger RNA of Megalopta genalis, 2803 nucleotides long. The record is from RefSeq and is a predicted model, not a curated record. Lineage: Eukaryota; Metazoa; Arthropoda; Insecta; Hymenoptera; Halictidae.
AAGAAAGUCUGUCAGGAUGAGUUUUACGUAUGCACCAUAGGUCCUGAUCAAAAGGUCUCGUACGAUGUAAUCGUGACCAAGCGCCAGGGUGACUACCUGGAACGCAACACGGAAUAUGAAUGAUGACACGAUUGGAAAGAUAGCCUUAUUGAGGGUCACAAAUGUAACCUAUGAGGACGAAGGUAUUUACGAGUGCAGAGCAGAGGAGUGGGUGUAUGAGAAGCAUUCGCAGACGUAUGUCCAGGUCCAUGAACGGCCCCCUCCAUUCAUGAAGAUAACGUCUUGGGAUCCUAACAGAUAUUAUACACGUCAUGAAGGUGAUCCAUUGCAGUGGGUUGUCGACGUAGACGCGUAUCCUCCGCCUGAUGUGCAAUGGUUGAAUACGUAUGGCAACGAAAUGACGAGUUUGUUGAUACCUCAGAAAUCCAAAUAUCCAUUUGUCGUUACAUUGUAUAAGUCGAUAUUGGAAAUCGAUAGUUUGGAUUUAAAUGACAUGGGAACAUAUUCCAUCCAAGCCAGCAAUAGCUAUAACAAGGAAACAUUGAACUUUAUGUUGGACGUAAUAGCUAGACCAAAAUUGUACAUGAGCAAACCGAAUACGUAUUACUUCCCUAAUCAGGUGACAAAGCUAGAAUGCCAUGUUGAAGCGUUCCCGAAGCCGAAUAUUACCUGGAGUUACCGCAAGUGUCCCAAUUAUCCUUCUUGCGACGAUGGCACCCUCGAGUACUUAACGAAUUCCAAAGAAGAGGGAACCGUGAUUCAGCUGGUCUCUACAAUGUGGACGGUGAUUGAAAUGUCUGGUGAGCUUACUUGCGAGGCGUGCAACAGUGCUGGCUGCAACACUGUCACCAAUAGCGUGUCUGUUUCCGAUGAAGUCGGUGAAUUCGGCAUCAUUCUUACGAAGGACCCAGUGAUAGAAGGUGACGAAUGGGGGCUGAUCUGCGCUGCUUCGAUGCGUAAUUAUUCGGACAACUUUGAUUGGCACAACGAAGAUGGUCCAAUUGUGCAAUCUGACAGAUACUCUAUCGAUCGGGGAAAAACGCAGUUCACGUACAAAACAAUUUUGAAGAUACACAACGUAAAAAUAGAGGACUCGCAGGAAUAUAUCUGUAGCGUGAAGUUCGCGGGUAAUUUGACUCGAUCCACCGGAUAUCGUUUGGAAGUGCAGGCUGCACAAGCGCCUAUUAUUACCGAUACCAAUUUGAAGAACGGCGAGACAAUCAUCGACCUUAACACACGAGGUCGCAAGGCGGUAGAUUUUUACUGUUUCGCGGAUGGUAAGCCUAAACCGAGCAUUAGUUGGUUUAAGGACGGUAGACGGUUGUUAAUUAGCAACGAAAAACACAUGUUUUCCAACAACUCCCAAAAAGUUGAAAUAGAAUAUCCAUUGGAGAUCGACAGCGGCAAGUAUAUGUGUCGAGCGGAGAAUCGAAUUGGAAAAGUCGAAGUUUUUCAACAAAUAAUGAUAAAAGGGUUCAGAAUUCCUGUCGGUGUGAUCAUUUUGCUUGUCAUGUUAGCAGUGACCGUUCUGAUCCUGGUGAUCUACGUCGCUCUGAAAGUCCAUAGUGAUAGGAUGAAGAAAAGGAAAUUACUGGAAGCUGCCUUUUUGCACUUCGAGGAGGGAGGCGUCGAGAAUUUGAAUCCGGACUUAACGGUAGACGAUCAGGCAUAUCUGCUCCCGUACGACAACAAAUGGGAAUUUCCAAAGGAAAGAUUGAGAUUAGGAAAACACUUGGGAAGUGGCGCGUUCGGCGUAGUCUUGAAAGCGGAAGCUUCGGGCAUUUGCGAAGGCGAGGAGAAAACUACUGUUGCUGUGAAAAUGGUUCGCCGUGCUCCCAAUCUCGUGUAUAUCUGUGCACUUGCCAGCGAACUCAAGAUCAUGGUACACCUUGGCAAACACCUGAACGUUGUCAACCUUCUUGGCGCCUGCACAAAAAAUAUCUUGAAACACGAAUUGUUGGUCAUCGUUGAAUUCUGCCGAUUUGGUAAUUUGCACAGUUACUUAUUGAGGCAUAGAAGCAGCUUUAUCAAUCAGAUCGAUCCAGUGUCUGGCAAAUUAGAUCUCAGCAUCGGCUUGCUGACGAAAAUUGGCGGUGUAUGCGUCACUAACAGUAACAACCGCAAUUCUGAAUCUGAUUCGGUGCAGUGUCACGCGCCAGCUACAGAUUCCCAGGGAGUCGAUAUGUCAGCAGGUGAUUCCGUUCUUAAUAGCGCUUCAACUCAACCUGGUUGGUCCAACUGUCGGGGAGACUACAAGGACUCUAACUUAAAACCAAUUUGCACGCAGGAUCUGUUGUCCUGGGCGUUCCAAGUAGCUCGUGGAAUGGAAUAUAUCAGCCAGAGAAAAAUACUGCACGGUGACCUGGCCGCUAGAAAUGUCCUGCUGGCCGAUAACAAUGUGGUAAAGAUAUGCGACUUUGGUCUGGCCAAGAACAUGUACAAAGAAGAAAUUUACAAAAAGAAAAGUGACUGUCCAUUGCCCAUUAAGUGGUUGGCCAUCGAAACUAUGAGAGAUCAAAUUUUCUCCACUCAAUCGGACAUUUGGUCGUUCGGCAUAGUGUUAUGGGAGUUCUUCACAUUGGCAGAGACUCCGUAUCCUGGAAUGGAGACGAAUAUAGUGUACCAAAAGCUGAUCGAGGGUUACAGAAUGGAGCAGCCAGAAUAUGCCACGCCCGAAGUAUACGACAUAAUGUGUCAGUGUUGGAAGGCCGAGCCUUCUCUACGGCCGAGUUUCACGGAUCUAGUCAACAGUGUAGGAAAAUUGUUGGAGGACAAUGUAAGAACGGUAAGUUCGUUGAGUGAU